GACGGGAACCAGCGCUGCGAGGCCGGCUGUCGUCCGGGCGGCUGGCGGGGCACGCGGAAGCGGAAGCGGAAGCGGGGCGGGCGGGUGUCGCGGCGGGCGGAACCGAGGGGCUCCGGAGCGCCGAGGCGUUACGCGUGGCCGCUGGCGUUUUGCGUUGCUUGUUAUUGAGAGCUGCCGUUUGUUGUCUGUGCCGUGUGAUGCGAUUCUCGGGGCCUUAAAAAUGGGGAACACGAGCAGCGAGCGAGCCGGGCUGGAACGUCAUGGGCACAAAGCAUCUCGGGCUGAUGGUGCGGGAGGAGCCGGCGGCACCAAGGAUGGGGACAGACCGAAGAUCUUAAUGGACAGUCCCGAAGAUGCGGACCUGUUCCAUUCGGAGGAGAUGAAGGCGCCAUUGGAUAAAGAAGAGUUCCUGGCUUGGCAGCAGGAUCUGGAAGUGAGUGAUAAAACCCCCACUCAAGCUCGACCAACAGUUUUUCGCUGGACCGGAGGAGGGAAAGAAGUGUAUUUAUCUGGGUCCUUCAACAACUGGAGUAAAAUUCCUUUGACGAGGAGUCACAACAACUUUGUGGCAAUCCUGGACCUGCCAGAAGGAGAGCACCAGUACAAGUUCUUUGUGGAUGGGCAGUGGACACACGAUCCUUCAGAGCCUGUUGUAACCAGCCAGCUGGGUACUGUCAACAACAUCAUCCAGGUGAAGAAAACUGACUUUGAAGUAUUUGAUGCUUUGAUGGUGGACUCCCAGAAGUGUUCAGACAUGUCUGAGUUGUCAAGUUCUCCUCCAGGACCAUACCACCAGGAGCCCUAUGUCUGUAAGGCAGAGGAGCGCUUUAAAUCUCCACCCAUUCUUCCCCCACACCUGCUGCAGGUCAUCCUGAACAAGGACACGGGUAUUUCUUGUGAUCCUGCUUUGCUUCCUGAACCCAACCAUGUCAUGCUGAACCACCUCUAUGCCCUUUCUAUCAAGGAUGGAGUGAUGGUGCUCAGUGCUACGCAUCGUUACAAGAAGAAAUACGUGACUACCUUGCUAUACAAGCCAAUAUGAACAUCAUAGUAGCUUGUCACCAAAUGUUCUGGGCCAGUGCAGUCUCAGAAGAAAAUGCUUCUCUUAACCAAACGUAUUCCUCCUCUGUGCUUUAGCAAAUGAACUCUGACUUCACGUUGUUUCUGAGACUUCAGGUUCUCCUACAUUUGCCUUAUUUUCCUGAUCCCACAGUGGAAGUUCUUGGAAAUGGCAGCUCCGUGUCAGCUAGACCGAUGGCAGAUGUGUCAGUGCCCAUGGUCAGCUCACUUCAAAAAAGAAAAGCAAGCACCAAUACAGUAAGGCUGAAAAAUGUGAGGGUAGUAAAACAGAUUAAGGACUUUCAGUGAGACAAAUGAUAAGAAACAAGCCAGCUCAAAGUCUAGAACAUUCAGGAUUCUUGUGGAAUCUUAUCUGAGCUCAGCAUUCAGCAAAAGCAAGCCUUUUAUAACUGCUUCAUCACUUAGAAUGCAUCAAAGCCACAGUUAUUUCAGUAGCAAGUUCCAAACUUGCGUGGCUGAAAUAAGUGUGAAUAGUGAUGAUUAUUUUGUAGCAGCCUUUCUAGGCUAAACCAUCAACACAAUCACCUACGGGUUCAUUUUUAUUUUACAGUAGAUUGGGGUGCUCUGUUUCUACUGUGAAUAGCUCUGUAGUUUUUCUCUUCGUGAGAACUGAAUUACAAUUUUUCCCCUGUGGAAUUUCUGGUAAAGACAAUUGUUUUUAAUGGCUGGGUUUUUCUGUCAAUCCUAGACGUGUCUUGCAGUGAUCUGCUUAUUUGCAACCAAAUUCCCUUGCUGUCACCGAUGACUUCGUCACGCUGGGUGAGGUGGCUGAAAGGACAGCAGUAGGUUCAAUGUAGGGUCUUGUUCUUCAGUAACAGCCUCUGUCAGACAAUUCAAAGGUGACUGUAAGUUAGCUGUAUCCCAGUGGCCAGACUUGACUGCUGGUCAAAACCAGCUGGGCUCCUGCACCAGGUUGCAGCAUUGACUGCAGGUUGAAAAUCCCUGAUGCUUCCAAAGCCAGGCCUGUGGCCAUCUGUGCACAUUUUAGUCUAUUCAUAUUUUCUAAGUAAGUGAAUACAGUAAUACCAGGUUGCCUGUAUGUACUUACAAUUACUUGCAGCCUGUUUUAUCCCCAAAUAAAUGCAAUGUUAAUGUAAAACUGCCUGGCAGCAUGCCUCAGAUCUGUCCUGGGGGAAGCAGCUUGGGAGGUGACCAGCUGGAUCUGUCCUCUUUGGUGUUUGGUGCCUGAGAGCAUCAGUGCCUGUGCCAAUGAUCACCAGCCCCUCUCCUACAGUGGGGAAGAGCACAUUGAUCAAAUCAGUGAGGAGUUAAGUGGGGACAAAAGCAGCCAGCACUCAGUGGAACCAGCCACAGCAGAGGAGGACUUGCCAUCCUCCACUCUGUUCACAAUCCUCGUUGCAAUAUUCCCAGUAGCUCAGUAGAUCUGGGUACAGUGCAAUGGUUUUCUUUGAAAACUCUCUUCAUUCUGUGCUAUGGAAACCAUGUGGUAUACUGAAAUAUGGAAUUGCUUUUGUUUUCAGCCUUGAUAGAAACAAAUAAAUAAAACAUUUUCAAGGAAA
Messenger RNA from Phasianus colchicus (ring-necked pheasant), 2600 nucleotides. It is a transcript of the gene PRKAB1, whose product is annotated as protein kinase AMP-activated non-catalytic subunit beta 1. Lineage: Eukaryota; Metazoa; Chordata; Aves; Galliformes; Phasianidae. The record is from RefSeq and is a predicted model, not a curated record. Gene Ontology annotation, cellular component: nucleus; cytoplasm; nucleotide-activated protein kinase complex. Gene Ontology annotation, molecular function: protein kinase binding. Gene Ontology annotation, biological process: signal transduction.